AUGGGAGUGUCUUGGGUCUUCGAACACGACAAAACUGCUAAAGAAGUGGAACGCCUGCUAGAAGGAGGUGGUGCUGAACAAAUCGGCACGUAUACAGUCGACUGUUUGCCAUAUACUCCAAAUGAUAAGGUCGAAUACGAGCCGUCUCAAGUCGCUGCUCAGAGUGCGCACAUGAUGACUGAAAUGAUGCAGAUGUUCUUCCCUUUAUAUCACAUUCUGAAGAUGACGUCCUCAAAUCCUAUGUGGCGUGUCGUCUUCGAACACAUUGAUGAAUUUCGAGCAUCGGUCAAUAGGCACUGCUCGCAUUUGGAGUCGUGGCAGAUAAUGUCCUACACUGUAGCAACGUGUUUUUUCAUAAUGUGGAUUCGCCGUAUAAAUCACUCCGACAAACCAUUCUUCCAAAGAGCCAGAAGUUCUAUAUAUUCAAUUAUACGUUCAUUGCCAUGGGUUAAACGAAGAGUUAAAGCUGACCUUGAGCGAGCUCGGCGUGAAAUCGAAGAGGAAGUUCAUCAAUACGAUCAGAAACGUGACUUCUACAAAUUUUUGCCCGAACAUCCACUUGGUGGUGAGGAACUCCUUUCUGAGGCGCGGCAGUAUGCUGCCAUGGGUGAGCGGCGAUAUAUGGAGCACUAUGACCCCCGUACUAGGAACCAGGAUUUAUCUCUAUGCGCCAAGAUCUAUGAUCUGUUUUCUCACUCCGAUCCUCAUCGAUCGGAUGCAUUCCCUGGUGCUAGGAAAAUGGAAGCUGAGAUAUUGAGAAUGUGCUUAUCCAUGUUUCACGGUGGUCAAGAGGCGUGUGGUGUUGUAGCUGGAGGUGGGACUGAAGUGAUGCUGUUGGCGUGCCUUGCUUAUCGAAAUCGUGGUAUCGCAAGGGGCAUGUACCAUCCUGAAAUAGUGGCUCCAUCCACUGCUCAUCCGGCGCUAGACAAGGCAGCGGAAUUGUUUGGGAUGACGAUAAGACGGGUUCCAGUUAGGGAGGACGAUCGAGUACAUGCUGCAGCAGUGAAGCGGGCAAUUGGCCCUCAUACUUGCAUGAUUGUUGCGUCAGCACCAAAUCAUACCACUGGCACAGUAGAUCCAAUUGAGAGGCUCUCUGAAAUAGCCCAACAAUUCGGUGUUCCUUUGCAUGUCGAUUGCUGCCUUGGAGGAUUCCUCUUACCUUUCAUGGAAUACUGCGAUUAUUCUAUUCCUACGUUUGAUUUCCGUUUGCCAGGAGUCACAUCCAUAUCUAUCGAUCUGCAUCGUUAUGGCCAGGCGCCGAGGUCCUGCUCGGUUCUUAUGUAUCGGGAUCAGUCAAUGUUACGCCAUCAGUGCUUUUGUAAUAGCGAUUGGGCAGGCGGUGUCUAUGCUACUCCUACUCUUGCUGGUGGUCGUGACGGAGGUGCCGUGGCCACCGCAUGGGCUACCUUACUUGGAAAGGGACGUGAUGGCUAUAUAACCGCUUGUCAUCGGGUUGUUGAGACCACCCGCCGUCUCGCAGAUUUGCUCUCCGACAUUGAUGGAAUCACAUUGAGAGGAGCAGCCGAUCUGUGCAUUGUGGCUUUCGAAACCACUCUCGGCGACAUCUAUGUUUUGGUCGAUUUUAUGACUACCAAGGGAUGGCACGUCGAUCCAUUGUUGUCUCCGGAGGCUGCUCGUGUGCCUAUUACAUUGAGAAUGUGUGAAGAAGGUGUACUCGAGGCUUUUGUUGAGGACGUCAUCGAGGGCCUACGCUAUCUCGGCGAAAACCCUACUAAAACAACGAAGACCUCGGCGUUCUAUCACAUGUUACAAACGGUAGCCGAUCGUUCUCUUGUGGACGAGCUCUCCUUGAUUCGGCUGCAAGCGCACUACAGUAUUCCACCUCCACUUGAUCGCGAACAUCGUUCAGUACGUGCUUUGAGCGAAUACGGCCGAAAAAUGAGCACUUUAGAAAGAGAAGGACUGACGAAAGAGAAGUUAUCAGCAGAGAAAGCUCAGUAG
Haemonchus placei is the source of this 1962-nucleotide messenger RNA. The record is from the annotation of a GenBank genome assembly. Lineage: Eukaryota; Metazoa; Nematoda; Chromadorea; Rhabditida; Trichostrongylidae.